UCCUAUUGGUCCACCAUCUGCCGGAUGGCUGCUGCUGCUCGAUAGCUAGCUUAGCUGGCUGGCUAUAUCUCUGUUCAACAAGAUCAUAAACUGGUAUAAAUGCAGGCAUUAUAAUGAUUUGGGCCGAGGAAUAGGAAUCCCUCCUUUUUGGUGGUUUACCACGGUCGGACGUAGUGAUGGACUUUCGUAGCGGCAGAAGGAAAGGAGAAGAGGGCAUUGCUGUGGUGAUCGACUUCUUGCUAACUAACGCCCGAUUAGUUUUAGGAGUCGGCGGUGCUGCGCUGUUGGGAAUCGCUACGCUUGUAGUCAAACGGCUGAUUGAACGUGCUGGCCGUGCCUCAGAGGAUGAGAAGGUGGAGCAGAAGAUGGUGGAAAGCUGGGAAGAGCUAGCCUCUGCCUCCCCUACGCUGAUCGGAAAGAGCCUAGAAGGCGUUGUCAUGAAAGAGGUUGCCAAGGCAGCCAAACAGCAGCGAGCCGAUCUUUGCGAGAAAUCUAGUCUGGAUAUUCAACCCAAAUCGGAUGUCAAACCCAAGAAACUCCAGUUAUGUGCCCUCACUCUACAGGAGCGCUUGCUGCAGUUCUACUACACGCGAGCACAGCUGAGUCCAGUGGAGGUGCGCAGGGUUCAAUCCCUGGCUCUGGACAUCUGCACGGAGAUCCAGGGCUUCCUCCACACCCGCCACCCUGACAUGCCUCUGGGGGAGAUGAGCCUGGGAGGCUCCUUGCUGGACGACCUGGAGGUGGUGAGGGCAGACCACGCAUGCCUGCUGGUGCCCCUACAAGUGGAGGCGUCACUGUGGCGUCUCAUCCCCGGAGAGGAGACCCUUCUGACCCAUCCGCUGCACUGGAUGGUCCGACGGAUCAACCUGGAGUACUUCCCCCGUGGGCGGAGCUACUGGGACAGGUUCCUGGUCGGGGGCUACUUGUCCUCCGAAGCUCUGGUGAACAUGUUAAGCAAGACCGUCAUGGAAACCAUGAACUGGCCGUCCAUCAGCAGCCAUCUGGACUGCCUGGUCAGGCCAGUGCUGGGAGGACCAGAACUUAGCCUUGAGAUACGGCCUGAGGAUCCAGAGGGAGGAGGAAAAGGCAGCGGUACGCCUCCUCUCUUCAUUUCCAUGAUACCGGUCCUGAGGGAGGAAGACGUGGUCCUGACCGGCCAGCCGCAGCUCACCACUCCCUGGGUCAACGCCUGGCACCUCUCCCUCUACCCGUGGGAGACCCGGCGCCUGGCUCAGCUCGACGAGUCUGACAGCGGCUGUCGCAGGAACGUCCUCAAGACCCUCAAGGCGGUGUGCAAGCUGAACCCCGCCCUCAGGCCCAUGCCCUCCGCCCCAUUGGCCAAUCUCAUCCUCCACCUCAGCGAACGGGAGAGUGAUUGGUCGGAUGGCAGCCUGGAAGUGCGCUUUCAGCAGUGCAUCACGGAGCUGAUUGGUUAUCUGGAGCAAGGCGCGCUGCACAGUUACUUCAAGCCAGUGGUCAAUCUGCUGGGCAGCCUGUCGGAAGACCAGGUUGACCAGAUGGGCUUCAUGCUCUACUGUGCUAUGUCUGAGCCUGAAAUACUGCUCAUAUAGCAUCUGCAGGGACACAUGCACACCUUUCACACAUUGGAAAAGAUCUGAACUCAAUCUGACAACUGCAGUCAGAAAGAUGUGCUGAAAGAUUGACUUUUUUUAAAUGACUGUUUGAUCAAGGUAUUGUAGACUGAAGAUUUGACCGUUGCACUGGUGUUUUCCCCUCCCUACAUCAAUCACAAGAACCUAAACCCUCACAACAAGAUUGAAAGAUGACUAGUGUCACAAGUUCACCUUCAAGCUCCCAGCAGUAUAAAGAGAGAAAAGGUCACUUCAUACCUGUUGGAAACAUGUUAGCCUGAUUCAAACUUCUCCAAUGAUGGCAGUAAUGGUGAAGGUGAAAGCGUUGGGAAGUGUUUGUAUGAAAUACAACUGGUACAUUUGAAAGACAUAUAUAGUAAAAGCUAUUGAAUGUAAUGGCGAAUGGGGCACUUGUGAAACUAUUUGCUUGUAAACAAACCCCUCUCAACCUCUACAAUGAGACAAGUGUGAAAUAGUGACUCCUUUAUGUACAACAUGAUGAAAUUCAUUUAUGUGCCAAUCAUUAUACGUCUGAACGAAUAGUACAACAUUGUUUCAGGCUAUGUUCAGUGCGACUAUACAAGGUUACUUACAGGCUAUAUGUCCAGUGCUGUACAAACAGGGUUUCAGUCUAUGGUCAAGGCUAGAAAAACAAAGUUUUAGGCUAUGUUCAGUGCUACUAGAACAAGGUUUCAAGCCAUGUUCAGUGCUAGCAGUACAAGGUUUUAGCCUAUGUGCAGUGCUAAUAGUACAAAGUUUCAGGCUAGGUUCAGUGCCAGCAGAAUAAGGUUUCGGGCUAUGUUUAGUGCUAGCAGGGUGAGGUUUAAUGCAAUGUUCAUUGCUAGCAGAACAAGGUUGCAGGGCUUCACGCAAAGUUCAAUGCCAAGUCUGUAUGUAUGGGCUGUCUGGGUGGAAAGUAUCACCCCUCAGCGCAGAAUCCUAUGUCGCCGUGAUUUCAAAUGUAAAAAAAGAAAACGCCAACCACAUGGCAGCUGCGGCCUCCUCUAUAAGCAGUUCAUUCAUUUCAUUGAAACGAAUCCUUAUUAUAUUUAUCUAAUGUUAUCUAUCAUGAAUGGAGGUGAAAUGUAGUGCAAUAUUUUUUUAGCACAUUCGUCUCGAGUUGUUGCAAUUUCAUAUGGCUGCUUAGUAAUUCAGUACGAGUGCAUAAUAUUUUGAAUUGUGUAUGGUGAGUUGGAGAAGGUUGUACUUCCGCUAUUUGAAUGAGAAAAAUAAAGUUAUGCACUUCAUCACCAAUCA
This is a messenger RNA of Gadus morhua (Atlantic cod), 2849 nucleotides long. RefSeq names its product mitochondrial elongation factor 2 (gene mief2). Gene Ontology annotation, cellular component: mitochondrial outer membrane. Gene Ontology annotation, biological process: positive regulation of mitochondrial fission; mitochondrion organization. The record is from RefSeq and is a predicted model, not a curated record. The coding region runs from base 177 to 1571 and encodes 464 amino acids. The transcript is spliced from 8 exons. Lineage: Eukaryota; Metazoa; Chordata; Actinopteri; Gadiformes; Gadidae.